Messenger RNA from Saprolegnia parasitica CBS 223.65, 711 nucleotides. RefSeq lists its product as hypothetical. The record is from RefSeq and is a predicted model, not a curated record. Bases 1 to 675 code for a protein of 224 amino acids. The transcript has 3 exons. NCBI's taxonomy places the organism in Eukaryota, Oomycota, Saprolegniomycetes, Saprolegniales, Saprolegniaceae.
AUGAGCGUCGACGUCCCUGCCACUCCUGCUGCCCCUGCCACGCCCGUCGCUGAGCCUGUCGUCGCUGCGCUGGCCGUCGACGUGCCGACGCCUGUCUCGCCUAUCGAUUCGGCCAAGGCGCAGAUCUUCGCUGCCAAAGACCAAGCCAUUGGCCAAGUCUCGGCUUGGAAGGUCGACGUCACGACGGCUGUCGCUGGCCAGGUCGACGUCGCCAAGGAGCUCACGGGUGCUACGCGCUUGCAGAUUAAGCGUGUGGGUACUAUGGUCUGGACGACGGUCAAGCAGCCCGUUGCGGAGGCCAUCCAGGUCUUGAUUGAUGCCAACUCGUCCAAAGGAACGCCGCUUCGCUCGAUCAUCUCGGAUGCCCGCGCGUCCGUGAACACGACCUUGUACAACGUCCAGGUGUCGACGAAGGAGUCGCAGGAGGCCGUGGUCCAGUCGCUCGUACCCGUCCAAGAGUCGCUCGUCGUCGCCCAGGAGCACGCGAUCAAGUUCAACGUCUUUCGCAAGGCCUACCCGGCGGUCGUUGUCGGUGGUGCUGCUGCCAUCAUCGGUCUUCCGACGCUGCUUCGCCGUGGCAAGGUCUACGGCGGUGUCUACGCCGUGGCGGCUGCUGGCCUCACGGGUGGUGCCAUGUAUGCGGCUGACGAAGUCGAAAAGUGCCUUCGCCGCUAGAGAUGUCUUAUUAUACAACUGCACUACUGAGCUUUC